AAUUUACUUAACUGGCCACACGUGUCGUUGGCUCGGAGUCUGUGCCGCCUCUCGUUUCUAAUUUUCAUUCCUUCACGUCACUCAUUUUAAGAACUUUGCGACUCGCUUCCAAAUAACAAAUACAUAAUAAUGCUGUCCCACCUCGUCUUGGCGCUCGGCCCUGUUAGUGCUCUUGCGGCAUCCGUAUAUGCCCCCGUGUCCAGCACAUGCCCAUCCGGAAGCCUCGUCAGGUCAGCCGAUGGCAUCUCGGAAUCGGAAGCAAACUGGGCAGUCGGACGUAAGGCCGUAGCCGACGCGGCCCUCAAGAGCUGGCUUGAGAAUGCCCUGCCUGGAGUGGAGACCUCCAACCUGCCGACACUGGCCCUCUCGAUAUCAGGUGGAGGUUUCAGGUCUCUUCUCACCGGCGCCGGUGUGGUUCAGGCCCUGGAUGGACGUGACAGCAAUUCAAGCACAACUGGUCUGUACCAAGCCAUGUCGUACCAUGCUGGCCUUUCAGGUGGUGCGUGGCUGCUGAGUGCCCUCUCUGCUGGCGACUGGCCCACAAUCUCGAGUCUCCGCGACAGCGUCUGGGCAACUCAGUUUGCGGGAGGCAUCCUGGAUGCAAAAGGUGCUACUACGGUGGGCGACUACCAACAGAUCGCUGCGGACAUCAUCGCAAAGGGCUCAGCUGGCUUCCCAGUAUCCCUGACAGACCCAUGGGGACGGAUGGUGUCUUACCAGAUCAUGUCUGGCAGCAAGGGUGCAGUUGACUUCAAAAUGUCAGACAUAAGCUCGUUGGACUCCUUCAAGUCGUUCGACGCACCUUUCCCAAUCGUGAUUGCGUCCAAGAUGACGCCCGACAGCGGAGCGUGCGAGCCGGCCGCGGAUGAAGCCCUCUAUGAGUUCAACCCGUUUGAGUUUGGUUCAUGGUCCGACGACAUUUCCGCAUUCGUCCAGUCUGAAUACCUCGGCAGCAACAUCACCUCCGGGGCCGCCUCUCAGUGUGUCACCGGGUUUGACAACAUCGACUGGGUCCUCGGGACGUCUUCUAUGCUCAUGAAUGAGUACGUCUGCAACGCGACUCUUGGCGUGGAUGUCACUACCCUUUUCCCCAGCAGCCUGGUCGAGGUGGUCAAGAAGUUCACUUCUUCCGACGAGUAUGGCUACUCAAUGGUGCCCAACCCUUUCAAGGGAUUCAACUCGACAACAGCCACCAAGCCAAGCACCAUCUCCAACUCCAACAACCUCCACAUCGUCGAUGGUGGUGAGGCCGAUCACAACAUCCCCCUACUGCCCCUGCUUGAGCCAACACGCAACGUGAGUGUCAUUAUCGUCAACGACAACUCCAAUGACGAGGGCGGCUUCCCCGACGGGACUCAGGUUGUUGCUGCAUAUGAUGCCACGCGCACUGGACGCUUGGCUGGCCGCUUCCCCACUGUUCCGGCCGCCGGAAAUUUCAGCACUUCCAAGGCACAGUUCUUCGGCUGCGACGAGCCUGAAGCGGUCACCGUCGUGUACUUGCCAAACUCGGAGUGGUCAUUCGCCUCCAACACCGCCACGCUGAAGUUGACGUACACAGCGGCCGAGACGAGCUCCAUGAUCUCAAAUGGAAACCAGGUCGCGACUCAGGGCGGCGAGGGUUCGUGGGGGGCCUGUCUUGCUUGCGGAGUCAUGCUCAAGGAGGUUGGGAGAUCGAACCUGCCCAGCGAGUGUGGGGCUUGUUUGGAAGAGUAUUGCUGGUCUGCAUAGACAGAUUCAUUUCAUAGCGACUUUUUGAAUGUUCAUACUUGUUAGACAUGGAGAGGCAUAUGAGCACAGUCAGGUUUCUGACUCGGA
Diaporthe batatas is the source of this 1815-nucleotide messenger RNA. RefSeq lists its product as uncharacterized. The record is from RefSeq and is a predicted model, not a curated record. Gene Ontology annotation, biological process: glycerophospholipid catabolic process. Gene Ontology annotation, molecular function: A2-type glycerophospholipase activity. Lineage: Eukaryota; Fungi; Ascomycota; Sordariomycetes; Diaporthales; Diaporthaceae. The transcript has 2 exons. Bases 130 to 1728 code for a protein of 532 amino acids. Gene Ontology annotation, cellular component: cytosol; intracellular membrane-bounded organelle.